Molecule: messenger RNA, 2871 nt
Organism: Branchiostoma floridae (Florida lancelet)
Lineage: Eukaryota; Metazoa; Chordata; Leptocardii; Amphioxiformes; Branchiostomatidae
Product: zinc finger protein 678-like
Exons: 2
Coding region: 1-1116 (371 amino acids)
Biological process (GO): regulation of transcription by RNA polymerase II; central nervous system development
Cellular component (GO): nucleus
Molecular function (GO): RNA polymerase II cis-regulatory region sequence-specific DNA binding; DNA-binding transcription factor activity, RNA polymerase II-specific
Source: RefSeq, a predicted model, not a curated record
AUGUCAUCAACAAGCUACCAACCAGACAAUGUCAGCAGUCUCCCAAAGUGUGAGGAGUGCAGCAAGCAGUUCAUCAUCUGGAGAGCCACAUGCUUACUCACACGGGAGAAAGCCUACAGGUGUGAGGAGUGCAGUAAGCAAUUCAGUAGACUAGGUAGUCUGAAGAGACACAAACGGACUCACACAGGGGAGACACCAUACAAGUGUGAGGAGUGCAGUAGGCAGUUCAGUGUGCUAUGUAAUCUGAAGACGCACAUGCGGACUCACACGGGGGAGAAGCCUUACGGGUGUGAGGAGUGUAGCAGGCAGUUCAGUGACCCAGGUGCUCUGAAGAGCCACAUGCGGACUCACACAGGGGAGAAGCCCUACAGGUGUGAGGAGUGCAGCAAGGGGUUCAGUAUGCCGUGUCAUCUGAAGACGCACAUGCAGACUCACACAGGUGAGAAACCAUACAAGUGUGAGGAGUGCAGCAGGCAGUUCGGUCAAAUGGUUCAUCUGAAGACCCAUAUGCAGACUCACACGGGUGAGAAACCCUACAAGUGUGAGGAGUGCAGCAGGCAGUUCAGUCAAAUGUGUCAUCUGAAGAGCCACAUGCGGACUCACACAGGUGAGAAACCCUACAGGUGUGAGGAGUGUAGUAAGCAAUGCAGUACACUAAGUAAUCUGAAGACCCACAUGCGGACUCACACAGGAGAGAAACCCUUCAGGUGUGAGGAGUGCAGCGGGCAAUUCUGUACAAUAGGUCAGCUGAAGACCCACAUGCGGACUCACACAGGAGAGAAACCCUACAGGUGUGAGGAGUGCAGUAAGCAAUGCAGUACACUAGGUAAUCUGAAGACCCACAAGCGGACUCACACAGGAGAAAAACCCUACAAGUGUGAGGAGUGCAGUAAGCAAUGCAGUACACUAGGAAGUCUGAAGACCCACAUGCGGACUCACACAGGAGAAAAACCCUACAGGUGUGAGGAGUGCAGUAAGCAAUGCAGUGCACUAGGUAAUCUGAAGAGCCACAUGCGGACUCACACAGGUGAGAAACCGUACAAUUGUGAAGUGUGCAACAGGCAGUUCAGUCACCUGUGUCAUCUGAAGAAACACAUGAGGACUCACACCAUAUAAAGCCUACAGGUGUGAGGAGUGCAGCAGGCAGUUCAGUCAGCUGGAUCAUCCGAAGACUCACAUGCAGACUCAAAUGGGAGAAAUCCUAUAGAUGUGAGAUAUCUUGCUGAAUGAAGAUGAGAGAGACCCUUUCAAAAUUUAGGACUAAGUCUACAACUGUCAUGAGUUUCUACUACCAUAAAUAGUUUUGCGUACAGAAAGUGAGGAAACACUUAUGCUUUUACUUACACAGAAUAUUGUGUUGUAAAAUAACACAUGAAAUGUUGUAACUGUGUAUGCUGGGUUUCAUUUCUUUGAAGUGAUGAAAAGUGGAUGAUUUCGUCAUUAUUAUUAGAUACUUUCAUGGGAAGGCUGGGAAGUACACAAAGUUUUGUAUGUUUGAUUUUGUUACCCUUCAUACCACACUACUGGUAGUAUUGAUUGAUGUUUUCUAGUUUUGAAGUAUUUUGUACUAGUUUGGACAUAAGGUAUGUCACAAGGCAAACAUUACAAUGUAUUACUAGUAGUACUAAUAUAAGUAUAUUUCUUUGACUAUGUUUUUCAGUAUUAUGUUUUAUUUCUCAUAUUAUUGUACUAACAGGAUGGAACCUGUAGUCUUUGGAUCCCAUCAAUUGUUCCUUAGAAUAACACUUUACUAUACAUUUUGUAGUAGUAGUUUUGUUACGUUUUGAUUCAUUUUUAAAAAUUCCUGUAAUACUAAUAGUUAAAUAUUGUAGACCUUGAUUGUAGAUCUUGAUUUACAUGCCAGUUGAGUUAUGUGUUGUUUUUUGUAGCUUUAGGCACAGGUUUUCAGAGCGGGUGCUUUCUUCUCGAGAUGUUAAGCACAACCCUAACCCUGGCAGCUAGGGUUAGGGUUAGGGUUAGGGUUGGGGUUAGGGUUGUACUUAGAGCCAACAUGGCUAAAAAUGUGUUUUGGUCUGUCAAUCUUGGUCUCAUUGGAAUGGUCUCUUGGUUCGUAGCUUCAAUCUGAAAACCCAUUUCAAAAUGGGUGCUUUCUUCUCGAGAUAUGAGUUAAGCACAAUCCUAACCCUACCAGUUAGGGUUAGGGUUUGAGUUGUGCUUAGAGCCAACAUGGCUAAGAAUGUGUUUUGGUUGGUCAAACUUAUUAUUGGAAAGGUCUCUUGGUAUAUAGGUGUAAUCUGAAAACUGUUUUGAAAACGGGUUUAGAUAUUGAAAUGUUUAUGGUGCUUGUAUUUUUGUGCAUGCAUGGUUUUCACUGUGACCUUGGCACUUAAAAUUCAUGACAAUGUUAAUACAUUAUAUUUGCUUCCCUGCUUUCGAAAAGAAAGCACUCGUUUUGAAAACGGUUUUCAGAUUACAACUACGUACCAAGAGACCUUUCCAAUGAUACCAAGUCUGACUGACCAAAACAUAUCCUGAUCUUAGCCAUGGUGGCUCUAAGCACAACCCUAACCCUAAGCCUAGCUUCUAAGGUUUAAGAGGGAUGUGCUUCACUCACAUCUCGAGAAGAAAGUGCCCAUUUUGAAGACGGUUUUCAGAUUACAACUACAUACUGAAAGACCUUUUCAAUGAUACCAAUAUUGAGCUCUACGUACUUAUUAGCAAAAGAGAUUGUCUCAUAAGAUGACUACGUUAACAAACUAACUUUUGGCGUUUCUAUUUGUUGCUUCUGUUAUUUUUCUUUUUUUACAGUUGACUUAUAUCUGAUGAUAUAGUUUAGUGGCUGUAGGUGUAGGUACAUGUACCAUGUUGUUGAGGAGUUGCCUAUGUUUUUUUCUACUCAACAAUUUUCAA